AUGCAAAUGCAACACCAACACCAACUGCCGCCGACGUCGCCGCGCCCAACCACUCCCACCGCCGGCAAGGACAACGGCAGCAGAACCACCAAGAUCUCAGUCAUCCUAACCGUCUCCUUCUUCUCCCUCCUCUUCAUCUUAUCCCUCUCAUCCUCCUCCUCUUCCCCCAAUUCCUCCUCCUCCACCCGGGUCCGACCCGACCCGCGCCUCUUCCCGACUCGGCGACCCACCUUCUCCAAAAUCCCUUCCGAUCCCGCCCCGCCUUCCGUCGCCUACCUGAUCACCGGAUCGAAAGGCGACUCCAAUCGGAUCCUCCGCCUCCUCUACGCCGUCUACCACCCAAAAAACCGCUACUUGCUCCACCUCGACCCCUCCGCCGCGCCGGCCGAGCGGGAGCGGCUGGCCCUGGCCGUCGAAUCGGUCCCCGUUUUCCGGGCUGCCCAGAAUGUAGAUGUGAUUGGGAAGCCGGAUUUUGCAUACCGGCGAGGGUCGUCGCCGGUUGCGGCUACUUUACACGGCGCGUCUCUGUUGCUUAAGUUGUCCAAGAAUUGGGAUUGGUUUGUUCGCCUGGGAGCUGCUGAUUACCCUCUUGUUACCCAAGAUGAUCUGCUUCACAUUUUCUCCUACUUGCCCAAGGGUCUCAAUUUCGUGAGUCACAGUAAUUACAUUGGCUGGAAAGAGUCUAGAAGAUUGAAACCAAUCAUUGUUGAUCCAGGGCUUUAUCUGGCAGAGAAAAGUUACAUGUUCCAUGCUACUCAGCGGCGACCGUUGCCUACUUCUUUCAAGAUAUUUACAGGCUCUUCCUUCUCAUUUCUCAGUCGUAACUUCGUCGAGCACUGCAUCCUUGGUACAGACAACCUCCCAAGGAUCUUGCUGAUGUACUUCUCAAACACAAUGUCCUCCAUAACCAGCUACUUCCCUACAGUGUUAUGCAACUCGCCUCAAUUCAACAGGACGGUCAUAAACCAGGACUUGCAGUACAAAAUCCUGGAUCAGUCCUUCAGGCAGGAGCCUCGUGCCCUGAACUCCACCGACUUCAAUGCCAUGAUCCGUAGUGGAGCUGCAUUCGCCACCGAGUUCCAGCCUGACGAUCCAGUGCUUGACCGAAUAGACAGUGACGUCCUGGGGAGAAGCCCUGGGGAAAUUGUGCCUGGCGGCUGGUGCUUAGGAAACCCUGCGAACGGUACAUGUUCCGUUUGGGGGGAUGCUAAUGUUCUGAGACCUGGAAAAGGAGCAGCGAGGCUUGAGAAGCGUAUUGUUGAACUGCUGUCGAAUGGACGGUUCAGGUCUCAGCAGUGUAUAUUUGAAUGA
This is a messenger RNA of Linum trigynum, 1311 nucleotides long. Lineage: Eukaryota; Viridiplantae; Streptophyta; Magnoliopsida; Malpighiales; Linaceae. The record is from the annotation of a GenBank genome assembly.